Messenger RNA from Diospyros lotus (date-plum), 1394 nucleotides. RefSeq names its product purine permease 3-like. The coding region runs from base 141 to 1211 and encodes 356 amino acids. Gene Ontology annotation, molecular function: purine nucleoside transmembrane transporter activity. The record is from RefSeq and is a predicted model, not a curated record. The transcript is spliced from 2 exons. NCBI's taxonomy places the organism in Eukaryota, Viridiplantae, Streptophyta, Magnoliopsida, Ericales, Ebenaceae. Gene Ontology annotation, cellular component: membrane.
AACCAGAGCCAGGGGGAUAGAGAAAUUAAAUUAAGCCCCUCUUCUUCUUCUUCUUCUUCUUCUUCUUCUUCUUCUUGCAUUCUGCCAGGUUUACCUUUGCCUCUUUAUUGUUCUUCUUGUUAACUAAUUAUACACAAAUUAUGGGGAUGGAUCAAGGCCUCAGCAGGAAGAUGAGAAGAGUUUUCCUCGUACUCAACGUCAUCCUCCUCGCCAUAGGAACCUGCGGCGGCCCUCUCAUCUUGCGCCUCUACUUCCUCCACGGCGGCGCUCGAAUCUGGCUCUCCAGCUGGCUUCAAACCGGCGGCUGGCCCAUCAAUUUCAUCCCCCUUCUUGCCGCCUACCUCCAACGCCGCCGCAUGCAAGGCUUGGCCGCCACCACCGUCCUCAUCAAGCCCCCCAUCUUCUGGGCGGCCGCCGUCAUCGGCGUCCUCACCGGCUUCGACGACUACCUCUACGCCUACGGUCUGGCGAAGCUCCCGGUGUCCACUUCGUCGCUGAUCAUCGCCUCCCAGCUGGGCUUCACGGCGCUCUUCGCCUUCCUCCUGGUGAAGCAGAAGUUCACGUCGUACACCGUGAACGCCAUCGUGUUGCUGACCAUCGGCGCCGGAGUUUUGGCUCUGCACACGAGCGGCGAUAGGCCGAAGGGCGAGUCGAACAAGGACUACUCCAUGGGAUUCACGAUGACGUUGGCCGCGUCGGCGUUGUACGGGCUGAUUCUGCCGAUGGUGGAGCUGACGUACAAGAAGGCGAAGCAGGCCGUGACCUACACGCUGGUGUUGGAAAUUCAGGUGGUCAUGUGUUUCUUUGCCACUGUUGUUUGUACCGUCGGCAUGGCCAUUAACAAUGACUUCAGGGCCAUUGCGAGAGAAGGAAGAGGGUUUGAGCUGGGAGAGACCAAGUAUUACGUGGUGUUGUUUUUCAGUGGCAUAAUCUUUCAGUGCUUCUUCCUAGGCACACUAGGAGUCAUCUUCUCCUGCUCGUCUCUACUCUCUGCAAUCGUCAUCGCCGUUCUUCUCCCGGUGACAGAAGUCUUGGCCGUCAUAUUCUACAAAGAGAAGUUUCAGGCGGAGAAAGGCGUUUCUCUGGUUCUGUCUCUGUGGGGUUUUGUUUCCUACUUCUUUGGCGAGAUCAAACAUGACAAGCAGAAGAAUACUGAAACUCAACCGCUGGAGACUGAGAUGCCACAGAGCACUCUAGCCAAUAUCCCUUGAAUGAUUGGUUGGAUCCUGUCCUGUCGUGUCAUCGAAUAAGAACAAAGCCAUUUCAGUUCUUAAAGCAACUUUUUUCAGUGCAUCCGAAGGGUGUUCCUCCUUUGUAAAUUCAAAUGGGAUAAUGCUAUUUGUACAUAAAUAGUUGUCAUAAAUAGUUUUACAGUGAGUUUAUAGAAUCAUAUU